Messenger RNA from Impatiens glandulifera, 2871 nucleotides. RefSeq names its product potassium transporter 4. The transcript is spliced from 9 exons. Gene Ontology annotation, molecular function: potassium ion transmembrane transporter activity. The record is from RefSeq and is a predicted model, not a curated record. Gene Ontology annotation, cellular component: membrane. Gene Ontology annotation, biological process: potassium ion transmembrane transport; cell tip growth. NCBI's taxonomy places the organism in Eukaryota, Viridiplantae, Streptophyta, Magnoliopsida, Ericales, Balsaminaceae. Bases 301 to 2667 code for a protein of 788 amino acids.
CCCAAGAAAGAAGAAGUUCGUCCAUUUUCACCAACCUUCAGUAUCCAACACUUGUCCCCCGCUCUUCCCCCAACUCCCACUUCCUACCAUUUAAGCUGCGAUUGAAACUUUUUCAUAUUAACUUCGAUCGAAUUUUAAAAUCCUUUAUGGGUUUACAAUAGAUAUGACAACAACCCAGGAACCGAAACAAACUUUACUUGAAGAGGAAGUGGAGAGAGGGGAGAUGAUGCUGAUUCUAUCAUAAAGAAAAAAAGUUACUGGUUAAUCCGAUUGCUUCUUGUUUUAUUUUCUCAGAUUUCAAUGGAACCCGAAUCAGGACUUGCUUCUUCUUCUUCUUCCUCCAGAGAACCCCCACGGUUUUCAUGGGUAAUCUUUUCCAGAAAUCUUGUCCUAGCAUACCAGAGCUUUGGUGUGGUUUAUGGAGACUUGAGCACUUCACCUCUUUAUGUCUACCGGAGCAUAUUUGUGGGCAAGUUAGAUAAACAUCAAAAUGAGAAUGCAAUAUUUGGUGCAUUUUCGUUGAUUUUCUGGACACUAACAUUGGUUCCUUUACUGAAAUAUGUGUUUAUUGUCAUGAGUGCUGAUGAUAACGGUGAAGGUGGCACAAUGGCUCUUUAUUCGCUGCUUUGCAGGCAUGCAAAGUUGAGUUUACUUCCCAACCAACAAGCAGCUGAUGAGGAGCUGUCUGCAUAUAGAUAUGGAUCUGCAAGACGGGCUGUAUCAUCUUCAUCGUUAAAGUUAUUUUUUGAAAAACAUAAAAAGUUGCGCACGGUUCUGCUUAUUGUGGUUCUGUUUGCUGCUUGCAUGGUCAUAGGUGAUGGUGUCAUUAAUCCUGCAAUUUCGGUUCUUUCAUCGGUGUCGGGGCUUCAAGUUUUGGAAGGGAAGCUGACAAAUGAUUUGGUGCUAUUGAUUGUCUGUGUUAUAUUAGUUGGCUUAUUUACACUGCAGCACUAUGGAACUCACAGGGUAGCUUUCCUGUUUGCACCUAUCAUUAUCAUCUGGUUGUUUUCUAUUGCUGCAAUUGGGCUCUAUAAUACCAUACAUUGGAACCCGAGCAUUCUACGUGCACUCUCCCCAUAUUACAUAAUUAAGUUCUUCAAGGAGACCGGUAAAGAUGGAUGGAUCUCUCUUGGUGGCGUUCUCCUCUGCAUAACAGGAACUGAAGCUAUGUUUGCCGAUCUUGGCCACUUCACCUGUUUGUCAGUAAGGCUAGCUUUUGCCUUUGGUGUGUAUCCGUGUUUAGUAUUGCAGUACAUGGGUCAAGCUGCCUUUCUGUCUAAGAAUAUCUCAUCUGUCUCUACCAGCUUCUAUGAUUCGAUACCUGAUAAAAUAUUUUGGCCUGUCUUUGUCAUUGCUACUUUAGCAGCUAUUGUUGGAAGUCAAGCUGUAAUCACUGCCACCUUCUCUAUUGUAAAGCAAUGCCAUGCCUUUGGUUGCUUUCCACGGGUGAAAGUUGUUCAUACUUCAAGGCACAUUUAUGGACAAAUAUAUAUUCCUGAAAUAAACUGGAUUCUCAUGAUCAUCACUCUUGCUAUAGCAAUAGGGUUUCAAGACACAACCCUAAUAGGAAAUGCUUAUGGGCUUGCCUGCAUGACGGUUAUGUUCAUCACGACCUGUCUUAUGGCACUUGUCAUAAUAUUUGUUUGGGACAAGAAUAUUGUAUUAGCUGCUGCAUUCCUUCUGCUCUUCGGAUCAAUCGAAGGUGUUUAUUUAUCCUCUGCUAUAAUGAAAAUUCCUCAAGGAGGAUGGGUUUCCCUUGUGCUUGCUUCUGUCUUCAUGUGCAUCAUGUUUAUCUGGCAUUAUGGAACACGCAGAAAGUACAAUUUCGAUCUUCACAAUAAAGUUCCACUGAGAUGGCUUCUAGGAUUAGGCCCCAACCUUGGUGUUGUUCGUGUACCUGGAUUAGGGCUUGUAUACUCCGAAUUAGCAACCGGAGUGCCUGCCAUCUUUUCCCACUUCGUCACAAACCUCCCCGCAUUUCACUCGGUGCUGGUUUUCGUUUGCGUGAAGUCAGUUCCGGUUCCUUAUGUUUCUCCAGAAGAGCGAUUUCUUGUUGGUCGGGUUUGCCCAAGACCCUAUAGGAUGUACAGGUGCAUUGUGAGGUAUGGAUAUAAGGAAAUCCAAAAAGAAGAUGGUGAUUUCGAGAACCAGCUGAUACAAAGUAUAGCAGAAUUUAUCCAGAUGGAAGCAGUUGAACCGCGGUUAUCGAACUCCGACAGUGCGACGUUUGAUGGGAGAAUGGCGGUUAUAAGCAACAAGAAAGUGGGAAGUAGCAGAAGCCUGAUGGUUUCAGAGGAAGUUGAGUCGGAGACUAUGAAUGCCAAGGUGAGUAGUAAAUCGGCUACCCUUCAGAGCCUGGGGUCUGUUUUCGACGAUGAAAACCCGCAGCUGAGGAGGCGCCGUGUUAGGUUUCAUUUACCGGAGAGUCCUGGAAUGGAUCAGUCUGUUAAGGAUGAGCUUUUGGAGUUGAUUGAGGCUAAGGAUGCUGGAGUGGCUUAUAUAAUGGGACAUUCUUAUGUUAAAGCUAGGAGAAAUUCGUCUUAUUUUAAGAAGCUGGCUAUUGACGUUGGUUACUCGUUCUUGCGAAAGAACUGUAGAGGCCCCGGUGUUGCACUUAACAUUCCUCACAUUAGUCUUAUCGAGGUUGGAAUGACAUAUUAUGUUUAGGUAUCUGCUUAAAUCUGUUCGGAAAUCUUACUGUUAUAUGCUAAUAUGUAUUAUGGUGUGUUUUAUCGAUUUCCCUUGUAUUUUGGGCCGGUCUUUCUUUUACAUCAAUGUUGUUUUAUGUAUUAGGUUCUUGAUGUUGAUGGAAAAUAGACAUAUUUGGUGAAGGCAAGGUAAAGUUACAAAACAUCAAUUAGUAUUGCUUCA